This is a messenger RNA of Belonocnema kinseyi, 1180 nucleotides long. RefSeq lists its product as uncharacterized. Bases 429 to 1145 code for a protein of 238 amino acids. The transcript has 2 exons. NCBI's taxonomy places the organism in Eukaryota, Metazoa, Arthropoda, Insecta, Hymenoptera, Cynipidae. The record is from RefSeq and is a predicted model, not a curated record.
ACAAGAAAAUUAGAAGAAGCAAAUAAAGAGCGGCUUCUAAAAACUAUUUUGUGGUCAAAGAAAUGAUUAGCAUCACCGGAUAUAACAAAACAUCUUAUGAAAGAACACUGGCAGAAUAUUAAAUGUAUAAAACCGUUUAUCAAGCCAACUGUGGAACUCUGGAUCAUAUUAUUAAAAAAAAAAAACGGAAGUAAAAUUAUAGAAUAAAAUCAAAGUUUUGUCAGAAUUAGAGAGUGCAAUUAAACUGUCAAAGAAGAGAGCAAUGUUAAUGAAAAAGUGUCGAACGAAUGGGAAAAUAGAAUUUUCCUCGGCAGAAAGUUGAAAAUAAAAAUCGCAUGAUAAUGGAAGACCGUGUUAGUUCGAAAUUAAGAGAGAAAGUUUUGUAGGAUAAACUCAGCUCGAGAAAAGAAAGUUUCAUUUGCGACAGAAUGGAAAAGUGUUUUCCCUAUUUCUCGUUACAACCAGCCAAGAGGAAGAAUUUUCCUAUAACAGUCCAAUCCUCUCCUGGGAAAAUCGAUAAGCAAAUUUCAGUUUGUAAUGCUAAUGUGGACGCAGCAGUUGGAUCAGACACAAAUAUUUACUUAAAACAUCAAUUUUUAGGAAAUGAAAGUAAGGUAACAGAAGAAGUUUCAAUAUUGGGUACUACUGAAUUAUGCAGUGAUUAUCCAGAAUUUUCUAAAGAAACUGAAACUAAUUUUGAUGAAAAGGAAUUCAAUGCGAAAUCCACCCCUCUCAAGGAUGAAGAAAGUCAGGAAUCAGAAAAUGUUAAGACCGGAAAGAAAAUUGAUUUUUCUUCCUCGAAUGUGCAGACGGAUUCCGCGUUAUGUAAGGAAAAAAGAACUUGCGGGUAUCCUGAUCCUUUCGAUCGAAUGAUUAUUCAGACUCUUGAACUAUAUAAAAGAAUUUUCAUUGCUCGUGAGUCAUUUAAAAAAUUGGUGAAGAGUAAAAAAGACGCUAAGAUGAAGAAGAAACAUGUUUACAAAAAACAGGAUUCUUCAAAUAAUGAUUCAGAGCAAAAUAGAAACAAUAAGGAUUCAAAAGACAAUGCCGAGAAGAGAAGAAAAACUGAUGGUGAAAAAUUGUGUCUUUGCGGAAAAGGAUGUGCUAGUGCUGUCCUCAGCAGGUGCUGUUGUAAAACAAAAUAAUGUUACAGAAUGAUAAUAAAGUAAAUAUAAAAAAA